CCACUGACCGCCACUGCUCAUUGAGCUGCUGCUGCUUGCAAGUGCUGUGUGCUGUAACACUUGCAAAAACCUUUCUCCGGUCUACAAAGACCUCAGCUUUCCAUCCUCCUCCACUUCUUUGUUCCAAAGCCGCCCCCGUUCUCCCUCUCCUUCCCCCCCCCCCCCCUCCCCCUCUCUCUCUCGUCUUCCCCUCUUUUCUUCUCUCGAAUCCUCUCCUCAGCCCGGCAUUCUCCUCGCUCUGCAGUCCGCACCUUGCUGUGUUUGGGGUUCAGCAUCCAGAUGGCAUUUUACGACGAGUCGCCGCCGCUCAGGAUCAAUACCAGAGGCGGCCACAUGGGAGGAGAGCACGACGAGGCGGAGAACCAGCGGUGGCCGCCGUGGCUGAAGCCGCUGCUGGCGACGAGCUUCUUCGGGCAAUGCAAGCAGCACGCGGACGCGCACAAGUGCGAGUGCAACAUGUACUGCCUCGACUGCGUCAACGGCGCGCUCUGCUCCCAGUGCCUCGCCUACCACCACGGCCACCACGCCAUCCAGAUAAGGAGGUCCUCGUACCACGACGUGAUCCGCGUGUCGGAGAUUCAGAAGGUGCUGGACAUCACCGGCGUGCAGACGUACAUCAUCAACAGCGCCCGCGUCGUGUUCCUGAACGAGCGCCCCCAGCCGAGGCCUGGCAAGGGCGUCACCAACACCUGCGAGGUCUGCGAGCGCAGCCUCCUCGACACCUUCCGCUUCUGCUCCCUCGGCUGCAAGAUCGUUGGCACCUCAGGCGAGUACCGCGGCAGGAAGAAGCACGCGGGCGGCAAGAAGAGGAAGCUGAAAAAGGGCGCGGCGGCAGCAGCGGCUUCGGACUCGGAGGACUCGUCCACGAUAACCGGCGGCGGCAGCGACAAGAGCAGCGUGGUGCAGAGCUUCACGCCGUCCACGCCGCCGGCGACCGCCAACAGCUACCGCUCCGCGAAGCGGCGCAAGGGCAUCCCGCACCGGUCGCCGUUCGGCAGCCUCAUGGUGGAGUUCUGAAGACUGAAGCAGAGCAAACUCCCCAUCUCCGAGACAGAACGGGAGAUGCAAUGGUACCACUACCACUGUAGCAUACACAUCCACAUAUCUAUCUCUAGAGUUUGCUGUUCUUACAGUAAGUACACAAGGAGCUAGCUAAGCAAAAAUAACAGAUCCCCCAUUGCACCUCUGCGCUUCUGGACGAGGAGGCCGGUGCAACGCAAUGCGGGUUAAUUAGUUCCUACUUCUUCAUAGUUACUGUUACAACACGGUUACUGUCCUAGUAACAACGGUUUGGGUUUGUUGAUCUCCCCGGAAGAGCGGGAGGUAGUACUAGAAGAAGUUACUCCGUCGUAGUUGGCUCAUAGCCACUAAGUUUUGCGACUUCCUUGUUAUAGGUGUUCUUAGGUGUGCUUGAUAUGGCUAGAUGUACAUAUAUGUAUGUAUACUUUAUCACAGAUGGGGAAUGGUGUUCAUAUUUGCUUGUGCUUUCCCUGUAAUAAAGUUCGGAAUGCUGCUCCUGAAA
Brachypodium distachyon (stiff brome) is the source of this 1522-nucleotide messenger RNA. RefSeq lists its product as uncharacterized. The transcript is spliced from 4 exons. NCBI's taxonomy places the organism in Eukaryota, Viridiplantae, Streptophyta, Magnoliopsida, Poales, Poaceae. The record is from RefSeq and is a predicted model, not a curated record. Bases 280 to 1017 code for a protein of 245 amino acids.